GUAUUGGUAGGGAGCACACAGUGCCCAGGACCGCAUUGGCUGUUGUGUUUUUUUCACAAGGGUCCCAAACUACACCGAGAUUUGGAAUAUUACGUUACAGUCCUGCAGGAAAAAUGGCGACUGCCAUUCAUAAUCCUCUAAAAUCGCUUGGUGACCAGUUCUAUAGGGAGGCAAUCGAACACUGUCGCAGCUACAAUGCCCGUCUCUGCGCUGAACGCAGCGUGCGCAUGCCCUUCCUGGACUCCCAGACUGGUGUGGCGCAAAACAACUGCUACAUCUGGAUGGAAAAAUGCCAGCGCCAGCCAGGCCAGGCAGCAGGACAGAUGUAUACCUACCCUGCCCGUUGCUGGAGAAAGAAGAGGCGACUCCACCCUCCCCUAGAUCCCCAGCUCCGCCUAUGUGAGCUUCGACUAGAAGCUGAGAUGGCCCCGAAGCGCGAGGGGCCCCCAGGGGAGGCCACAGCCUUGGAGGCCCUCCUGAGGGGGGACAGCCAGAUUGAGAAAAAAAACAACAUCUGUAAGGAGGAGGAGACGAUGCUGGAAAUACAGAGAGUUCUGGAGGCAGAGGAAAACGGAGACGGUCUCGGUGAUGAAGAUGACUUUGAACUGGAUACUCCAAAGAGGAAGAACAGAAACAGAGGCAAAAACAGAGGAUCCAGUCGCAGGAGGACAGAAGCCGCUAACCUUGAAGACCAGGACAAACCUUACGUCUGUGACAAUAGAUACAAACAAAAGCAUAACUCAAAAAAGGCUGAAGAAGUCUGUGGAAAGCGCUACAAGAACCGGCCUGGCCUGAGCUACCACUACACCCACACUCACCUGGCAGAGGAGGAGGGCGAGGAGGAGAAGGAAUCAGAGAUGACCCCGUCUCCUCCAUACUGCCCGGACAACCACAAACCUCAGAAGGCUGCAGACGGCAGCAUCAUCCCCAACGACUACUGUGACUUCUGCCUGGGCGACCAGGACUCCAACAGGAAGACGGGCCAGGCCGAGGAGCUGGUGUCCUGCUCUGACUGUGGACGCUCCGGUCACCCCACAUGUCUGCAGUUCACCGACAACAUGAUGCAGGCGGUGAGGACGUACCAGUGGCAGUGCAUAGAGUGCAAGUCCUGCAGCCUCUGCGGCACAUCAGAGAACGAUGACCAGCUGCUGUUCUGCGAUGACUGUGACAGAGGAUACCACAUGUACUGCCUGAAGCCCCCAAUGACCAAGCCUCCAGAAGGGAGCUGGAGCUGUCACGUAUGUCUGGACCUUUUAAAAGACAAGGCCUCCGCCUAUGGAGAAGCAUAACUUCCAUGAACAUUCUCUUCAAAUCACACUUACACACACAAUUUAUAUAUAUUUGUACCUAUACAUUAACUGUUUGACAAACCCACACUUUAGCAAACACUUCUCUCAGAUAUAAUCAAAAAAACACACUCCAGUGCAUUAGCCGGCUCAGAGCAGUUUCCUGUCUGAGGCGCGAAGACCUUUGACCUCUCAUGUAGCCGAGCAACACUCAAAAAACGGCAUCAACAUGCAACCUCGACCAUCAGCUAGCUGCAGGUUUGCCGUUAUAGGUUAUUUCUCUACCUCACCACUCAGCAGACGGCAAGAAGCCAAAGCAAGAUUGAUAACGGCCAAUACUGUGCAGUACAAAUACUCAUUUUAAACCAACCUCGGAUGUUUUCACUCCUGAUUUAAAUUGUAUUCUGAAGAUUUGUUGCAGGCUUUUCUGCUUCAAGCUGUUGUCACUUGCUUCCCUUUCUGCUCAAGCUCUACAGUGAGUUUGACUGAUGUUUGUUUAACUUCUUCCUCCCAGCUCUACUCCUCUCCUGUGUUUAGACUUUGCCGUUUCAUAUCUGGACAGACUCAAUAUUAGCUAUGCCAUCUUUCACAGGUUUUUGUCAAGCUUUGUUAAAUGUAUGUCCUGCGCUGGGAGGAAACAGGGCGAUAAAACAGCCUCUGCUAUCAUUCCUGUUGGAGCGUGGUGACAUUUCUAAUCCACGUCUGCUUAUUGUAUCCUCGCCGUUACUAGGGUACACUGGUGCUAAAUUUGACACUUUACAAAAAUUAUAGCAUUUCUUUGCAUGGAAUGUUAUUAUUUAUUUUUCAUUUUAAUGGUCCAAUGUUACUGUCAAAUAGAUCAUUGUUACUGUAAAUCAGUGGUUCCCAAGCCUUUCAUGUAAUCUCCCCCUUGUGGAAACCAGCAUAAAAACAUCGGUCCCUUAACUAAAACACAUCAAUUCAUGUAUUUUAAAUCAACCGGUAACAAUACCGGCAAAGUAACAAAAAGAGGAGCCUGAAAUAUAUUAAAAUAUUAUUCAUAUCAACACAAACUUCAUAUUUUCAGAUGUUCCUAUUAUAUACUGGUGUUCAAAUAUACAUAUAAAUACAAUUCCUUCCAAAAAGUCUUUACACUCUACAACUACUACUGUAUUAACAGGGAAUUUAAGAUUUUUAUAUUUUGGAUUUGACUGACAGAGCCUCACUAGGUAUUCAUUUCUUUCUGUCGAGUCUAUUCAUGUUUUAGGUACUGUACACGUUGUCACCUGCUCCAUACACCUGGGUUGCUGAAUCUUGAAAGCAUCAGAGCACUGCUAUUUUUUUUCCCCCCCAAAUGAAUCAAUCUCAUUCAUAUUUUUUUUUCUCCACAGCAGUUGGUUUAGAAAAGCACAGGACGAACUAAUAGAGUGGUGAAGUCCCUCCCCUUCCGGUGGACCUCCAUGGGACCUUAUUUCGAAAAAAGUAUGUAUUGAAGUCAAUGG
Messenger RNA from Notothenia coriiceps (black rockcod), 2746 nucleotides. It is a transcript of the gene dpf3, whose product is annotated as double PHD fingers 3. Gene Ontology annotation, biological process: nervous system development. Bases 114 to 1289 code for a protein of 391 amino acids. The transcript is spliced from 12 exons. The record is from RefSeq and is a predicted model, not a curated record. NCBI's taxonomy places the organism in Eukaryota, Metazoa, Chordata, Actinopteri, Perciformes, Nototheniidae. Gene Ontology annotation, cellular component: nBAF complex.